UCCUCUUCCUUUGGCUCAUAGCUCUUCUCUGUCGCUCCAGUUAUUUUGCAUUAGUUGCAGUUUGACUGGGCCUGAAUUCAUUGUUUUUUUUUCGCUGUUACUUCGACCCGUUUGGCCUGCAGCUUUUUUUUUUUUCUCGGAAAGGUGUGAGUGUUACUUUCAUUUUACACCUUUUUUUUUCUUCUUCUUUCAGAGGCUGUUUGGCACGUGCCCCGCCCCCUCCAAAUUCAUUUUCCCCAUCUGUUCUGAAAUUCUGUUGCUUAAAUAAUAGACAGGAAUUGUUUGAACAAUGAGUUCGUACACAAUUUCACUCGCUGGACCUUCGCCUUGGGGCUUCCGGUUGCAAGGAGGCAAGGACUUCAACAUGCCCCUCACCGUUUCCAAGAUUACACCCGGGAGCAAGGCAGCCUCCAGCAACUUGAUUCAGGGUGACAUCAUCGUGGCCAUUGAUGGGGUCAGCACAGAGGGGAUGACACACCUGGAGGCCCAAAACAAGAUCAAGUCUGCCAACUUCAAUCUGGCACUCACCAUGCAAAGGUCAAAGCGACCCACUCCAGUUCCCAUGACCACACCAAGGAUUGACUCCCCUAUGUCUGUGAUCCCCCAUCAGAAGGUUAUUACCAACACUCCUGCCAACAAUGAAUACCUGCCCAGCUUCAACCCAAUAGCUCUGAAGGACACUGCACUCUCCACCAACAAACCCAUUGAGUUGAAGGGGCCUGGAGGCAAGGCCACCAUCAUCCAUGCGCAGUACAACACCCCCAUCAGCAUGUACUCCCAGGAUGCUAUUAUGGAUGCCAUUGCUGGUCAGUCCCAGGCCAGGGGUAGCGAGCUGUCUGGUAAUCUGCCAGUUAAAGACCGUGUUAUAGACAGUGCUUCCCCAGUGUAUCAGGCCGUCAUUCCCAGUGAAAUUGAUAAACUGGAGCCGGCAGAUUGGGCCAAAAGAGCCGCCCAGCUGCAGUCCAAGUCCUUCCGUGUCCUCGCCCACAUUACUGGAACUGAAUACAUGCAAGACCCUGAUGAGGAAGCUCUAAGAAGAUCAAGGGAUAUGUUUGAAUCCGAAGCCAAAGGCCCUCGUUUUGCUAAACUGAAAAACUGGCACCAUGGCUUGUCUGCACAAAUACUUAAUGUGCCUCAUACUCUGGCUGAGCAUGCUUCAGUUUCCACCAGUAUUGCAUCUGUCUGUCCGCCUACUAUCGCUGCUUUGCCCAAUGAGCUCCUUUCGGAGCUGCAGAUAGCCAUUCAGGCACCCAAGCCUGAUGCGGCGCAGUUUUCGGAGCAAACCACUGUAGCCAGCUUCAACUUGCAGACCUCUAUGGGUUACAGUUCCCAGUACAAAUCCUCCAUCUCCAGUUCUUACACCCAGCCUCCACCUAUGCAGCAGCCUCCACCACCCAUGCAGCACAGCUCCAUCCAGAUCCCUCUAGGUCCACCUCCAGCUAAAGUGGUCAGCAGUGCCACCAUUGUGCCCGCAGCAUACCCAGCUGCCCCAGCUCCUCCGAUGGUUCACAAACCUGCUCCUCCUCCACCUGCUCCUGCUGUAGCUCCAGCGUCUUCUUCCAACAGGCCUCCUUGGGUUACUGAUGAGAACUUUGCCCAGAAAUUUGACCCUGACAAACCCACCACCACCACAAAUAUCAGAGUGAACCCUCUUCCCCAGGCAGCCCCACCACCACCAGCCUACAUCCCCAACCCUGUCCCUGUCCCUGCUCCCGCUCCUGCUGCACCCAGCCCUGCAUUCAACCCCGCCCCCUUCCCACCUGUGGCUCGUGGAGUUGCUCAAAGGGCAGAGCGUUUUGCAGCCAGCAACAGAACACCUCUGUGUGGAGCCUGCAACAACAUCAUCAGGGGACCAUUCCUGGUGGCAUUGGGUCGUUCCUGGCAUCCAGAAGAGUUCAAUUGCCAUUAUUGCCACACAUCCCUGGCUGAUGCCAGCUUUGUGGAGGAGCAGAAUAAUGUUUACUGUGAAAACUGCUAUGGCGAAUUCUUUGCACCUACCUGUGCUCGCUGCAACACCAAGAUCAUGGGAGAAGUGAUGCAUGCACUGCGCCAGACCUGGCACACCACUUGCUUUGUGUGUGCAGCUUGUGGAAAGCCUUUUGGAAACAGCCUCUUUCAUAUGGAGGAUGGUGAGCCGUAUUGUGAGAAAGAUUAUAUUGCACUCUUCAGCACAAAGUGCCAUGGCUGUGACUUCCCAGUUGAGGCAGGAGACAAAUUUAUUGAAGCUCUUGGCUACACAUGGCAUGAUACCUGCUUUGUUUGUACGGUGUGCCACGUGAACCUGGAAGGACAGCCUUUCUAUUCCAAGAAAGACAAGCCCUUAUGCAAGAAGCAUGCACAUGCCAUCAAUGUGUAAAUGCGUCAACAUUGCAUCAAAAGCUGUCAGUGAAGGAACUAAAUGCAAUUGUUACAUAUGCAUGUGUGGUUUUAUGGCAAGACAUCAGUGCCAAUCCAAAUGACACAAAAAAUAAUAUAAAAGAUAUACAGUUUAGUUUAUUAAACCGCAUAUUAGUAAGCAAGUGACUGAAUGAUACAUAAACUAGGCUAAUUGGCAUUUUUAAUCCAAAUCCAAUGUGCACGUUUAAUUCAAGUUAAUUCUUUGUUUUUAUAAUAACCCUAAUACAUUUAAAUACAUGCACUUGUUUGUCUGAUAUAAAUUAAUUUAAGAGAUAUAACAUUUUCACUUUUUGGAUGGGAUUGAUGAAUUUAUGCAACAUACAAUUUUGUGAUGUUAGUGAAUAAAACCUUAAUUUUAAAGAUUAAUAUUAUACAUGAAUGUUGAAGAUUGCCUGCAGAUGUAGUUGCUUUUGACAUAGUGUGUCAUGUCUUGAAUCAUUCAUAAACCAGAAACAGCCUGAAAAACUCUAUGCAUGUUUUUAUGCCUUAAACUGUAAAGUCAAUUUAAAUGUUUUUAUUCCAUGACUAUUUGUUUUCCUGAACAAUAAUGAGGCCUAUAAAUCCCUGACUUGUAUAUCAAUCACAAAAUGCUGUUAAAUAGAUUGUGACGGUAUGUUGUUGUGCAGUCUUUUCAAUACUGAAUGAGUGUUUUAUGUUUUACUAGCCUUGUUUAUUAGUGCUUUUAGUGUGUGGGAAAGCAAGUGAACUAACUCCUGCGUUAUGUGAUGUCGACAUUAGCAUUAUGUGUCAUUCUGUUUUUAUCAACUUAUUUUAAGAAUAUAAGCAGGGCAUCUGAAAGGGAAUUUAUUUUAAAUAUAAUUUAUUUUAUUUUAAUAAUUAUUUCCCUCAGUGUAUGCAAGACCUAAUAAGCUGGAAUAAGUGCGGCUCUCAAGGUUAAACAUAUUUUUUUUUUUUUAUUGUUCACGUUUUGCUUCGUCACUUUUGAAAGUAGAUUUUUGUUCUGUUCUUUAUUAUGUGCAAAACCUCAAUAUUUACAUAAUCUUUGCAAAUGGUGUACUGUUCUGAAUUUGCAUGGAUAAUUUAGUUGUUUUCUUUGCCAAGAAUGAGGAAUUCAGGUUUUUAUUGAAUAGAUGCUUUAAUUAACAAAACGGAGCCACACACAAGGAUGAAAUUUGUGUUGUUAAUACGUCUCUUAAAAUUAAUAACAAAUGGGGCAGCUGAGACCUUUUUUUUUCUCUGUGGGUAUAUGCUACCAAAUGCUGUACAUCUUUAAGAUUACAGUAAAGUUUUUGUUUCAUGCUAUGCAGCUAACAUCAAGGUCAAAUUCUGAGACUGCAAUUGCAGACACUCAUGUCUUCCUAUGUAAUAUUGAUAUUUUAUGCAUACAGUUCACUUAAAAUAACUGUUAUUUAGACAUUUUAUGAGAUGGUCUUUGAUUUCUAAGUAUAUAUUUUCACUGCCAUAUUGUAGUAAAUCUAACCUUCCACAGCUGAAAUGUGUUCUUAGGGCUACUUUUGAUUUUGGCUUGUUUUUUUUGUUUUUUUUGUUAAUUUAUAUAUAUAUAUAUAUAUAUAUAUUACUAACACCAUGGUUUGGCAUAUCAUAAUUGCCUCUCUUAAAUUUUAUAAAUUGUUAGGGUUUUUUUUUUAGUAAGUUAGUAAAUUACUUAAAAUGACAUCAAUUGUAGUAUUGUGUUCAGAAGUGGGAAUGUUGCAUCUUUUCAGCAUUUUUCAAAAACAGAUUUAUUUGAUGUAAUUUAACACCAUUAAAUGCAAAGCAGUCAUUUUACACAAUGUAUUAUCUCAAUUUGCCAUCUGCUAUGGGUUGGGUUGGUUGGGUUGGGUGGUUGGUUGUUGGGGAAUUACAGCAAUAAAAGAUUGAUCCAUAAUUACAUAGUUUUCGGCGAUCACUAGUGUUACUGCAAUAAUACAAUAAAGAACCAUAUACAGUAUGUGUUAUGUGGUAGUCAUAUUUAUAAACAUGACGUUCUGAAGUAUGUGUUAACAAGUGUCUUUAAUACAGUCUUCUGUUGAGAACUACAGUUUCUCUCUUUGUGUUUAUGUAUGAGAGUUCAAACUGAGAUGUGGCUCUACAGGAUACUGUAGAUUUACUUUAUGUAGUAUCUACUUACAUAUGCGAUAUAUGUUUGUUUUUCAAAGAUGGAAUGAAAAAAUAGCUUGUUCUCUUUUUUUGUAUUUGAAAUUAUCUUGUGAAAACAGAAUUAUUACUUUGUGCUUAUUUUGACCUUGGGCUUAAUGCCCAAAAAUACACCUGAAUCUGCACUGAAGUGUUAAACAUGUCUAAUAAAAGUAUUAAGUUGCUUUACAAACUACAAAUAGCUCAUAACACAACAUUUUACUGGCACUGUUCUUAAUGUAUGAUUAAAUAAACAUAAACAAAUGAUUGCACCUGA
Messenger RNA from Carassius gibelio (silver crucian carp), 4771 nucleotides. RefSeq names its product LIM domain-binding protein 3. Lineage: Eukaryota; Metazoa; Chordata; Actinopteri; Cypriniformes; Cyprinidae. Gene Ontology annotation, biological process: actin cytoskeleton organization; muscle structure development; heart development. Gene Ontology annotation, molecular function: actin binding; muscle alpha-actinin binding. The record is from RefSeq and is a predicted model, not a curated record. Bases 290 to 2356 code for a protein of 688 amino acids. Gene Ontology annotation, cellular component: stress fiber; Z disc; adherens junction. The transcript is spliced from 16 exons.